Messenger RNA from Castor canadensis (American beaver), 5867 nucleotides. RefSeq names its product dedicator of cytokinesis 2 (gene Dock2). NCBI's taxonomy places the organism in Eukaryota, Metazoa, Chordata, Mammalia, Rodentia, Castoridae. Gene Ontology annotation, molecular function: guanyl-nucleotide exchange factor activity; GTPase activator activity; small GTPase binding. The record is from RefSeq and is a predicted model, not a curated record. Gene Ontology annotation, biological process: myoblast fusion; cell migration; small GTPase-mediated signal transduction. Gene Ontology annotation, cellular component: plasma membrane; cytoplasm.
CUGGCCACCCCUGCCGGUUCCCCACGGGAGGACAAGUCCCACAGGCCCCUGCCAUGGCCCCCUGGCGCAGGACUGACAAGGAGCGGCAUGGUGUGGCCAUAUACAACUUCCAAGGCAGUGGAGCCCCCCAGCUCACUCUACAGAUCGGCGAUGUGGUGCGCAUUCAGGAGACCUGUGGUGACUGGUACAGGGGAUACCUCAUCAAACAUAAAAUGUUGCAGGGAAUUUUCCCUACGUCUUUCAUCCACAUCAAGGAAGUGACAGUUGAGAAAAGAAGAAACAUAGAGACCAUCAUUCCUGCGGAAAUCCCACUAGCUCAAGAAGUGACAACGACGCUGUGGGAAUGGGGGAGCAUCUGGAAGCAGCUCUAUGUGGCCAGCAAGAAGGAGCGCUUCCUCCAGGUGCAGUCCAUGAUGUACGACCUGAUGGAGUGGAGGUCCCAGCUGCUCUCGGGGACCCUGCCCAAGGACGAGCUGAAGGAGCUGAAGCAGAAAGUCACGUCCAAGAUUGACUACGGCAACAAGAUCCUUGAGCUGGAUCUGAUCGUCAGAGACGAAGAUGGUAACAUCUUAGACCCCGACAGCACGAGUGUCAUCAGCCUGUUCCACGCCCACGAGGAGGCCACAGGCAAAAUCACAGAACGUAUCAAGGAAGAGAUGUCAAAGGACCAGCCGGAUUACGGGAUGUACUCGCGGAUGUCCUCAUCCCCUACCCACAGCCUCUACGUCUUUGUGAGAAACUUCGUGUGCAGAAUUGGGGAAGACGCCGAGCUCUUCAUGUCCCUCUACGACCCAAACAAGCAAACCGUCAUAAGCGAGAACUACCUGGUGCGGUGGGGCAGCAAGGGCUUCCCGAAGGAGAUCGAGAUGCUCAACAACCUGAAGGUGGUCUUCACGGAUCUUGGAAACAAAGACGUCAACAGGGAGAAGAUUUACUUGGUCUGUCAAAUAGUCCGAAUCGGGAAGAUGGAUCUCAAGGAUCCUAACACAAAGAAGUGCACCCAGGGACUGAGGAGGCCUUUUGGGGUGGCAGUGAUGGACAUAACAGACAUCAUCAAGGGAAAAUCAGAGAGUGACGAAGAGAAGCAGCACUUCAUUCCCUUCCAUCCGGUUACAGCUGAAAAUGACUUCCUGCACAGCCUGCUGGGCAAAGUCAUAGCUUCCAAAGGAGACAGCGGAGGGCAAGGCCUCUGGGUGACCAUGAAGAUGCUGGUGGGUGACAUCAUUCAGAUCCGCAAGGACUACCCACACCUGGUGGACAGGACCACCGUGGUAGCCCGGAAGCUGGGCUUCCCGGAGAUCAUUAUGCCAGGGGAUGUCAGGAAUGACAUCUACGUCACUCUCCUACAAGGUGACCUGGACAAGUCCAACAAGACCACGCAGAGGAACGUGGAAGUGAUCAUGUGUGUGUGUGCUGAGGACGGCAAAACGCUGCCCAACGCAAUCUGUGUGGGAGCUGGGGACAAACCCAUGAACGAGUAUCGCUCUGUCGUGUACUACCAAGUCAAGCAGCCACGAUGGAUGGAAACAGUCAAGGUGGCUGUCCCGAUUGAGGACAUGCAAAAGAUACACCUGCGAUUUAUGUUUCGGCACCGAUCGUCCCUGGAAUCUAAAGAUAAAGGAGAAAAGAACUUCGCCAUGUCCUAUGUGAAGCUGAUGAAAGAGGAUGGGACCACCCUGCAUGAUGGAUGCCAUGACUUGGUUGUCCUCAAGGGAGACAGCAAGAAGAUGGAGGAUGCCAGCGCUUACCUGACUCUUCCUUCUUGUCGACACCUGGUGGAAAACAAGGGGGCCACCUUGAGCAGGAGCUCCAGCAGUGUUGGGGGGCUCUCUGUCAGCUCCCGGGAUGUAUUUUCCAUUUCUACCCUGGUGUGCUCCACAAAGCUCACCCAGAAUGUGGGGCUGCUAGGUUUGCUGAAGUGGCGUAUGAGACCCCAACUGCUGCAGGAGAAUUUGGAAAAGUUGAAGAUUGUGGAUGGAGAGGAAGUGGUAAAGUUUCUCCAGGACACUCUGGAUGCCCUCUUCAACAUCAUGAUGGAGCAUUCUCAAAGUGACGAGUAUGACAUCCUCGUCUUUGAUGCUUUGAUCUACAUCAUAGGACUCAUUGCAGACCGGAAGUUCCAGCAUUUCAACACCGUUCUGGAGGCUUACAUUCAGCAGCACUUCAGUGCUACAUUGGCGUACAAGAAAUUGAUGACCGUGCUCAAGACGUACUUGGAUACCUCCAGCCGAGGAGAGCAAUGCGAGCCUAUCCUAAGAACCCUGAAAGCUUUGGAAUACGUGUUCAAGUUCAUUGUUCGAUCUAGGACAUUGUUUUCACAGCUUUAUGAAGGCAAAGAGCAGAUGGAGUUUGAAGAAUCCAUGAGACGACUCUUUGAAUCCAUCAAUAAUCUGAUGAGAAGUCAGUAUAAAACCACCGUCCUUUUGCAGGUGGCUGCUUUGAAAUACAUCCCAUCUGUCCUCCAAGACGUGGAAACGGUCUUUGAUGCCAAGCUGCUCAGCCAGCUCCUGUACGAGUUCUACACCUGCAUCCCGCCUGUGAAGCUGCAGAAGCAGAAAGUGCAGUCUAUGAACGAGAUUGUGAGGAGCAACCUGUUUAAAAAACAAGAGUGCCGGGACAUCCUGCUUCCUGUCAUCACCAAGGAGCUGAAGGAGCUGCUGGAGCCGAGGGACGAGGGCCAGCACCAGCUUCCGGAGAAGAAGUACUGUGUGGAGCUCCUGAGUAGCAUCCUGGAGGUCCUCAGCUCUCAGGACGCAGCCUUCACCUACCACCACAUCCAAGAGAUCAUGGUCCAGCUGCUCCGCACAGUGAACCGGAUGGUCAUCACUAUGGGACGGGACCACAUUCUGACUAGUCACUUUGUGGCAUGUAUGACGGCCAUCUUGGACCAGAUGGGUGACCAACACUACUCCUUCUAUAUUGAGACCUUCCAGACCAGCUCAGACCUUGUGGACUUCUUGAUGGAGACUUUCAUCAUGUUUAAAGACCUCAUCGGGAAGAACGUGUACCCUGGGGACUGGAUAGCGAUGAGUAUGGUCCAGAACAGGGUCUUCCUGAGAGCUAUCAACAAGUUCGCAGAAACCAUGAACCAGAAGUUUCUGGAACACAUGAACUUUGAGUUUCAGCUAUGGAACAACUAUUUUCACCUGGCAGUGGCUUUUAUCACCCAGGACUCGCUACAGCUGGAGCAAUUCUCGCACGCCAAGUACAACAAAAUCCUGAACAAGUACGGGGACAUGAGACGGCUGAUUGGCUUCUCUAUCCGGGAUAUGUGGUACAAGCUUGGCCAGAACAAAAUCUGCUUCAUCCCAGGCAUGGUGGGACCGAUAUUAGAGAUGACACUUAUCCCCGAGGCUGAGCUCCGGAAAGCCACCAUACCAAUCUUCUUUGACAUGAUGCUGUGUGAAUACCAAAGGAAUGGAGAUUUCAAAAAGUUUGAAAAUGAGAUCAUCCUGAAGCUGGACCACGAGGUGGAAGGGGGCCGCGGGGACGAGCAGUACAUGCAGCUGCUGGAGUCCAUCCUGAUAGAGUGUGCCGCUGAGCACCCCACAAUCGCCAAGUCAGUGGAGAACUUUGUGACGCUGGUCAAAGGGCUGCUGGAGAAGCUGUUGGAUUACCGGGGUGUGAUGACAGAUGAGAGCAAAGACAACCGUAUGAGCUGCACCGUGAACCUGCUGAAUUUCUACAAAGAUAACAACCGAGAGGAGAUGUACAUAAGGUACCUAUACAAACUCCGUGACCUUCACCUGGACUGUGACAAUUACACCGAAGCUGCCUACACGUUGCUCCUUCACACCUGGCUUCUCAAGUGGUCAGACGAGCAGUGUGCAUCCCAGGUCAUGCAGACAGGCCAGCAGCACCCCCAGACCCACCGGCAGCUCAAGGAGACACUCUACGAGACCACCAUAGGCUACUUUGACAAAGGAAAGAUGUGGGAAGAGGCCAUCGGGCUGUGCAAGGAGCUGGCAGAACAGUACGAGAUGGAGGUCUUUGACUACGAGCUGCUCAGCCAGAACCUGAUCCAGCAGGCGAAAUUCUAUGAAAACAUCAUGAAAAUUCUCAGGCCCAAACCGGACUACUUUGCAGUCGGGUACUAUGGCCAGGGAUUCCCCUCCUUUCUACGGAACAAAGUGUUCAUCUACCGUGGGAAGGAGUAUGAGCGGAGGGAGGACUUCCAGAUGCAGCUCAUGAGCCAGUUCCCCAAUGCAGAGAAGAUGAACACGACCUCAGCCCCAGGGGAGGAUGUGAAGAACGCUCCAGGCCAGUACAUCCAGUGUUUCACUGUCCAGCCUGUCUUGGAUGAACACCCCAGGUUCAAGAACAAACCAGUGCCUGACCAGAUCAUAAACUUUUACAAAUCCAACUACGUGCAAAGGUUCCACUACUCCCGGCCUGUGCGCAGGGGCGCCGUAGACCCUGAGAACGAGUUUGCUUCGAUGUGGAUCGAGAGGACAUCCUUCAUCACUGCAUACAAGCUGCCUGGCAUCCUGCGCUGGUUCGAGGUGGUCCACAUGUCACAGAUCACAAUUAGCCCCCUGGAGAACGCUAUCGAGACCAUGUCCACAGCCAACGAGAAGAUCCUGACGAUGGUCAAUCAGUACCAGAGCGAUGACAGCCUCCCCAUCAACCCGCUGUCCAUGCCUAAUGGGAUCGUGGACCCCGCCGUCAUGGGAGGCUUCGCCAAAUACGAGAAGGCCUUCUUCACUGAGGAGUAUACCAGGAACCACCCUGAAGACCAGGACAAGCUGAACCGGCUCAAGGACCUGAUUGCGUGGCAGAUCCCCUUCCUCGGAGCUGGAAUUAAGAUCCAUGAGAAAAGGGUAUCAGACAAUCUGCGGCCCUUCCAUGACCGGAUGGAGGAGUGUUUCAAGAACCUGAAGGCGAAGGUGGAAAAGGAAUAUGGUGUCCGAGAGAUGCCCGACUUCGAGGACAGGAGACUGGGCCGCCCCCGGUCCAUGCUUCGUUCCUACAGGCAGAUGUCCAUCAUCUCGCUGGCGUCCAUGAAUUCUGACUGCAGCACUCCCAGCAAGGCUACCUCAGAGAGCUUCGACCUGGAGGUCGCACCACCCAAGACCCCGAGAGCAGAGGGGGAGCCUAUCUCCCCAGGGAGCACCCUGCCCGAGGUCAAGCUGCGGCGCUCCAAGAAGCGAGCCAAGAGGAGCAGCGUGGUGUUCGCCGACGAGAAGGCAGCGGCCGAGUCCGACCCGAAGCGGCUUUCUAGAAAGCACGAGUUCAUGAGUGACACCAACCUCUCAGAGCACGCAGCCAUUCCUCCCCGCGCAUCCAUCCUCUCUCAAAUGAGUUUUGCCAGCCAGUCUAUGCCCACCAUCCCAGUCCUCACGCUGUCAGUGGCAGGCAUUUCUGGAUUGGAUGACACCAACACAUCUCCCCGCCUCAGCCAGACCUUCCUCCAACUCUCAGACGGUGACAAGAAGACGCUAAAAAGGAAGAAGGUCAAUCAGUUCUUCAAGACGAUGCUGGCCAGCAAAUCUGCUGAAGAAGGCAAGCAUCUCCCAGACUUCGUGUCCACUGAUCUGUAAGAUGCCACAAGCACUGCUGCACAGGGGGACGCUUCCAGAAGUGGAGAUGCAUGGGUAGACUGCCCCUACACAUUGUCCUCACUUGGAAGCGACAGAGGGGCCAAGUGGACCCCAGAACUUGAACGGCGGGGAGCUCAGCAUCCUCUGGGGCAGCCCCACACUGGAUUCUCGGACUGCAAGGAGCCAGCAUGCUCUCCCAAGCACCCUGUAUAAGCAGAGCUGUGUUUUACUUUAUUUUCUAACAGAAUUUCAUUUUUAGUUAACGGUUUUCUACUUUACAUUUUUUAAUUUUUCUACCUGAUAAUCUCCAAGGUGUUGUUCUUUCUU